AUGUCCACAACAGUAAAGGAUGAUACUAAAAAGAAUAUAAGUAAUUUAAAGGUUGUUAUUCUUGGUGAUCUGGGGGUAGGUAAGACAUGUCUUCGUUCUCAGUUUGUUCACCAUAUUUUCACUAAUGCAUACAAAUCGACAAUUGGAGGUGAUUACUUAACGAGUACAGUACGAGUGACGCAGCGAGAUAAUGCUAGUGGAGCCACGGAGGAUACUACUGUGAAUUUACAGGUGUGGGAUACGGCAGGUCAGGAGCGGUUCAAUUCUAUAUCGCAGACUUUCUACCGAGGAACCGACGUGGUAAUAUUGGUAUAUGAUGUGACUAAUUUUGAGUCUGUAUUGAGUCUACGAGACUGGUUCCAUCGGUUCUUGGAGCAUUGCCACGUUGAGCAGCCUGGAGUGAUGAUCGUAGGGAACAAGACAGAUAAGACAAACGAGAGGUGUGUGGAUAUGGAGGAAAUACGAGAGAUUUUGACCAGCAACGUAGAGAAUAGCGUGGAUGGCUAUGUUCUUGAUUGGGAAUUGGAUUUGAAAGAAGUGAGUUCGAAAAAUUUAGAUUUGGUGGAAGGGGUAUUUAUCAGAGUAGCUGAGAUUGGUUUAGAAUUGGCCAAAGAUGACCCCGGCACUUCACGCCGCAGGAUGGUGAGCUUCGACGAUGUUUACCUAACAGAAAACCAGUGCAGAUCGCCGACUUCGAAGUGCUUUUGCUGA
Priceomyces carsonii is the source of this 711-nucleotide messenger RNA. It is a transcript of the gene YPT7, whose product is annotated as Ypt7p. Gene Ontology annotation, biological process: regulation of vacuole fusion, non-autophagic. The transcript has a single exon. Gene Ontology annotation, molecular function: GTPase activity; GTP binding. Lineage: Eukaryota; Fungi; Ascomycota; Pichiomycetes; Serinales; Debaryomycetaceae. The record is from RefSeq and is a predicted model, not a curated record. Gene Ontology annotation, cellular component: late endosome; vacuole; fungal-type vacuole membrane. The coding region runs from base 1 to 711 and encodes 236 amino acids.